Messenger RNA from Paramecium pentaurelia, 2218 nucleotides. Lineage: Eukaryota; Ciliophora; Oligohymenophorea; Peniculida; Parameciidae. The record is from the annotation of a GenBank genome assembly.
AUGAACUCAUUAAAAGAUAUCUAUCCACUUAUUGAGUAAGAAGAAGUUCUUUACAGUAUGAGAAAAUAAAAACUCAUUCUUGAAGCUAACAAAUUACUCAAUUCAAAUGAAAGUGAUACUCUUGAUGAUUCCAUUAAAAAUAGCAUUUCGAAAGUAUCAAAUUUAAGAUAGGAUGCUAUUGUUAUGGAUAAUCAAGUACAUCAAAUUUAAUAAAAUGCUCAUGUUACAAUCAAGAGUUUUGAAGCACUUAAGUAAAAAUAUCAAGUAUGGCAAGAAAUCAAAAGAAAAAUGUAGAGUUGUUAUUAAAUACAUUGAAUUGUUUUCUAGAAUUGAGUCGAAUUAAGAAUCAAUUACCAAUUGCUAUUGAAUAAUAAGAUAUUGCAUCAUGUAUUAAAUUUGGUCAAGUCUAUUAUGAGAUCUUACCUAAUUUAUUGAAAGAAUUUUGUCAAUCAGAUUAUCAAUUUGUAGAAAAUAUUAUUAUGAACUAAUUGAUACCAUUUUAAAAGUAAUAAUUUGAAUUAGCAGUCAAAAAUAAUGAACUUGAAAAAAUUAAUUUAUGUUCAGGUUUGGCUAGAGUUCUACAUUUAGAAUAAUCUUUAGAUAAAGUUAAAAACAUUUAUGGUGAAGAAUUACUUAAAGAUCUUAGACUCUUAGAAUAGAAUGAAUAAUAAAAUCUACCAUUAUCCUUCUAAGAUAUUGUAAAUAAUAAAUAUCAUUAUCCAUUUUUGAAUUAUUUUGUUGGCAUUUUAGAAUUAAUAAAACCAGAAAAAUUCUCUAAGAAUGUUUAAUAAUAUUAUGGAGUUGAAGGUGUAUUGGAAUUGAUUGAUUAUCUAGUAUCUAAAAUUUCACAUCCUUAUUUACUUGGUGUUUUAAAAUAAUUAAAUUCCUUUUUUGAAAUUGAGAAAAUGGUUAAGAAUGCAAAAUCUGUUCAAAGUUAUGAUAAUUAAUUAUUGCAAUCUAUUUCUAAAAAGAUUAAUUUAGAUUAAAAAUAAUUAGAAAAGGUUUCAUAUUAUUGUGAUGAGAUUUCAGCUAUAUCAAGUGAAUAUAAUGGAUUUUUGUAACAUUUAAAAUAAACUGCAGAAUUAGAUAAAGAUAUUACUAAUUUGGCAAUAGGUGAAUCUAUUACAGAAUAUUUGAGUAAAUACUUAGAGUUCUCUUAAAUUGAAUUAUAAUAAUAAAUAGUAUUCUUUGUUUAAAAAUCAGAACCUCUUAAAGAUUUAUGGAAUUUUGAUAAGGCUAAAUUUACUAAAUUAUUAGAAUGUCAAAAUGUACUUUUAAGUAAUGGAUAUCAUGAAUGGUUAGAAGAGAUAUUCUAUUUAAUAAAAUAAUAAAUUUAAAGAGCUAUUUCAACUGAAAAUUAAAUUAUUGCUAGUGCCUUAAUCAAUUUCAUAGGAUUUUAAGUAAUUUCAGAUGAUUUACAUUAAAUUACUCUUUAAUUAUUUCAUCGAUAUUUAAAAAAAGAAUAUUUUUCUCCAUAAGCUAUAGGUAUAUCAUAAGAGUAAACAGUAAAUAAUUCAUUCAUAAUUUUGUUAUUUAAUAUUUUAAGUAAUAUACCUAUGUAUUUGAAAACUCUUAAAUCUUAGAUUUAUAGUGAAUUACCUAAAGGUCCAUAAUCAUAAAUGAUUGUUGGGGCAGUGGAAGAAAUGAUUGAAGUAAAUACUAAAAAGUUUUAAAAAUUAAUAGAAGAGAAAUUAAAGGUAUUGGCAGAGAAUUUGAAGAGUACAGUUAAGGAAGUGUUUGAAGAAAUAAAAUAAUUACAUUUUGAUUAGAAGGAUGUUGUAAUGUUGGAAUAAGAAAGAGAGUAUUAAAAAUACUUCUCCAAUUAAAUAAAGAAUGCUUUUAAGGGAUUAAAUUAAUGGAAGACUUAAUUUACAUAAGAUAAUUAUGAAUAAAUGUCAUUACAUUUAUGUUAUUCAAUAGCAAAAUAAUUAGAAUAAAUUAUUAUGAAUAAGAAAUUUCAUUAAACAGGAGCUGUAAUUUUAGAAAAAGAAGUUAGAACAAGUAUCAAUUAUUUAAUUACGUAUUAUUAAUAAAUUAAUUUUAUAGGAUGACAAAUCCAAAUAAUAAAUAAGCAUUUGCUAGAUUAUAAUUGAUAUGUAGUACAUUGCUUUUGGAAUCUUAUAAAGAAAUGGAAGAUUUUUUAAGUAGCAGUGCUAUAUCUGAAUUAUCAUCAAAUGAAAUAAAGAAGAUUAGACAAUUAAGAAUAGAUUUGUAGUGA